UAAUGACACAAAUUCGCGCGCGACUUCUCAUCUUACGCCAGCAGCACCAAGCUCCCAAGCUCAUAGCAAGUCAAGUGCCAACGGUCGUUUUGGAGGGAAAAAUAGUGAGAGAAACGUAAUUGAGCAUUUAUUUAUCGAAGUAGAUAAAUCGUUUCUGUAUAAUCAAUAUAUCAAAGAUGUCGCAGACAUCUAUUACUUCGUUUUUUCAAAGCAGAAAAAGGCCAGCAUCAGAAGAUCUUGUUACAUCUAAAAGCAAAAUACCACACGUAGAUCGAACUGUACCAAGCGGUAAACUUCUUUCAGUAACGAAAUGUGAAAUCAUAGCUAAAGACUUCCAGCAACCUUCUAAAUCUAGUGAGAUUAUACACGAGGAACCAAAACGAAACGCCAUUCAGCAUGCUUCCUCAAAAGAACAGACGAAAGUAGAAUACAUAGCGCCUAAAGCUGCAGCAUUUGGUAAAAAAAUAAAUGCCUCUAAUACACCUAAAAAAACGCAGGCUUCUAAAACAGAGAUUACUGUGUCUUCUCGUCAAGAAUUGAGUCUUGGUGACAUAAAAAAGAAACUAGCUGGGAGUUCGAGGUUAGCCGAGUUGAGAGCUACUGCUGAUAGAUUGAGCAAAGGCAUAAAGGAACUGCAGCAAGCUAGUGAGAAACGUAACCUUCGAGAGUUCAAAUCUAUUGAUGUGGAAGUACCAGUGAGUCCAAGUAAGAAGGCACAGCUUCAGCAGAAUGAAUUCCUAUCUCCCAAAAAAUGUAUGCCAGCACCAGCAACUCCACAAAGGCCACUCAUAUCACCUAGGAAGGUUGUGGUCAGCCCUAUCAAGAGUCCCAAUAAGGUCCCAGCAUACAUCAGACAUGCAGCUCUCGCAUCCACAUCCAGCAGCUUGCCUUUGCCUCAUCACUAUAGAUUCCUCGCUGAACUGUUCCGUGGCAUGGAGACUGUUGUUGCUUUACUCUACAACAGAAAUGAGAAGAUAACUUUUGCUAAACUCAGACCUUCAGUUCAAGAGAUGCUUAAGCGUUCAUUCACACAGAAACAUUUGGCUCAAAUAAAACAUCUAGUACCUGAUUUCUAUAAUUUUGAAAUCCAAAAGGUGAAGAAUUUCAGUACCUCAACUCAAAAAGAACAAUAUGAAUUAAUGAUCUCACCUAACUUUCCUAAUGAUAUUAAAAUCAUGAAUCCAACUGUACUUCUGGAGAGGCGUAGAUACUUUUACGACAUUUUGCUUCAGUUAGUAAAGAAGCACCAUGCACAGUACUUACAGACACUUGACCCUCCUAUGGUGAUCCCUGAAGACAAAUUGACUCGUUGGCAUCCUGAAUUUGAUAUAGAGAAGAUACCUGAGGUUGAGAGUGCCAAGUUACCUGAAAUGCCAAAUGUGGAGAAAUUCUCAAGUGCUCAAGAUGUUCUGGCCAAGGCACGCGAAUUAUUUAAAUGUAACACAAAGAUGGAAAGAGCUUUAGAAAAAUUAGCUCAGGCUAAAGCUCGUGGCCUCACACAGCAAGAAAUGGCUGCAACUGGCAUUACAGACAGCAAACCAAGUAUUAGUAUAAAUGGCAUGGCAAGCACUAGUACACAGACGAGUCAACCUUCCACUAGCACUGUGACUAUAAUGAACCCAGCACUACGCAACCUGCCCACUGCUCUUUUGGAAAAGGUGAAAGCUAAACAAGCUGCCAAAGCUUUAGAAGCCAUGACAAGGUCGACUGAGAAUGACAAAAAGUACAUGAUUUACAGUCGUCUGCCAGAUCUAGCUCGUACUUUGCGAAAUAUCUUUGUGACUGAGAGGAAAAAUGUUUUAGCUCUAAACAUAAUUCUCUCUAAACUAGAUAGUAGCUUCAAAGCUAACAUAUCUGCAAUUGAUCUGCAAAAAGAUAUCAAGGUGCUUACUGAGGAGCUGCCAGAUUUUGUGAAGUUACAUGAAAUAAGGAACAACACUUAUUUAAAAUUAGAUAAGAAUGCUGAUUUGCAGAAAAUUCUGUCUAAGUUAGAGGCUUUAGCUGCAAAAUAUAAAAAUGAGUAAUUAAAAUUAAAUGACUUGACAAAUUAAGACUGAGUAAGUAUAAAACAUAUUUGUUAUAUUAUGAAGAUUACUCAAUCAUUUUAUUAUCGUUUAAAUUAUGUUGUUUUACAUAUAUACAGUUCAACAAGCUACAUGAUAUGAGCUGUAACAGUCUAUGUAUUAAUUGGUAAAUGUUCAAACAACUUAUUUGACCUCAUUUCAAACCAAAAAUAUAUAUUGACAUAGUUGAAUCUUGUAGAUUUAAGCUGACAUCUUAUAUAUAUUAUUUAUUUAAUUACCAUUACUUCACAUAAUUGAAUGUAAUAACAUGAACUAGACUGUGAAACCUUUGAGUUUAUAUUGAUUUAGUUAGUGUGUGUAAUUUUUACUUUCUUUUUCUUUAUUUACUGUGUG
Spodoptera exigua (beet armyworm) is the source of this 2417-nucleotide messenger RNA. Lineage: Eukaryota; Metazoa; Arthropoda; Insecta; Lepidoptera; Noctuidae. The record is from the annotation of a GenBank genome assembly.